CGCGCAGAGACAGUGGGUGGUGAUGUAGCCCCGGCCCAUUAAAAAUAGUAUUAUUACUAUAUUAUUAAUAACAAUAAUCAUUUCAGUAUUUUGUGUUCUGGUCUUUUGGACUUCUGGUAUCUAUUCUGUUUUAUGCGUUUUUUGUGAGAUUUCGUUAUAUUUUAUAUUAAGUUUUUUUUUCUGUAGCCCAAUCAACGGUUAAAAAGCUUUAUGUUCCAUAAACAUGCGCUGUUCAUAUUGUAGCUAAUUUUUUACUGACCAAUAAGUUCAUUGGUCUGUAGUAACCGAUAUGCUCUACUUUUAGAUGCAUGAAAAAAUAUCAAAUUAAAUCAUGUAUAUAAUGUAUAGGUCCACAGAAGUAAAGCACAAAGGAUAGUAAAAAAAAAAAAAAAACCCGGCACAUACAACAGAAACAAACUCGAGUAACAAUAUUGUGGAUUUACUUCCGUAAGUCAUGUGACGCUACUUCCGUUGUCCGGACGCUUUUUUGGUCGUUAUGGUUAACUGGAAAAAUCACAGUUCGACUUUUUGUUGUUGUUGUUGUUGUUUAUCUUAAUACAAAAAAUGUUUAAUUUAAGGAUACUGUAAAAGUUGUAUUAGGUAUUUUCUUAUCUGAAUGCUAAUGUUGCUGCACAAUCAUGUGAGUUGUCGUGAUAACGGGAACCAAAUUAGCUGGCUAGCUGAACUAGUUAAUGUUUUAUCCAAUAAGGAAAUGUUUUAUCCAAUAAGGAAUAUAUAGAAUGAGCGACAUCGAUAAUGACAGAUAAACAUAAUCCGUCACUGUCAGUUAGCUAACACUAGUCGGUAAUUAAAAUACAACGCAGUGUUUCUAUACAGAACUAACUAUCUAGCAUCUCGUUGUAGUAAUAGUAUUGUGUGCGAAAAACAACAGUAUUUAUUAUUUAAAAUGUGGACUCGUGGAGGCAUCCGCAGUUCAGCUCUGGACAGGGCAAAGGCUCAGCUCUCUGGACAGAGAGUCACAAACAGCGGAACAUUAAGGGAUGAUAAAAGAGAAAACGUGGUCAGUGCCAGCUUUGGAAAAGUCCUGCAAUCCAGACAGAUGCCUGUGCACAGCCUAAGUGAUCUCUCCUCAGGCGCUGAAAGUGAAAAGCAAAAUUAUCAUGCUCAUCCUGAUAAAACAGAGCCAGUAGAACAGUUUGGCAUGGGUGGUGGAAGUAGAUUUCUAAAGAAGAAUGUUAACAGACAGUCGUCAUCUGCUGACACAAGCAAGGACAAGUUCAUCCCUCAGCGUGGCUCACAGAGUGUGGCACUAAGCAGACUCGUGCUGAUCGAAGACCGCUUCAGAAAUCGUACAAACAGCAAGCUUGGCGUAGACACUGUUGCAGACCACAAAUCCAGUCUCUCUGUCCAGUCCAGCAGUGAGCUGAGUGCCACCAACAGGAGCCAUUUCCUUAAAAAGAAAACAUCCAGUCCUAACAGUCAGAAGGAGUCUGAGAGGCCACAUACAGAUAUUUGCAUGGGCCCUACACACUCAGUGUCUCUUAUGCAAAAAGGUGCGAGUGUAGACAGCGAUGAAGAAGACAUGCGUAAACUCCUAGGAGAAUCCUUCGAAUCACCAGAUGGAGUCAAAGACAUGAGACGGACAGAGACGAGUCCUCAGCGGGCUGUUAAGACAUACAGGAAAAAUAGUAAAGAGGUUGACGUGCCUGCUCCCGAGCAUAAAGAAAAGCAGCCAGUUCAGUCAGCAUUCGCAGCACAGCAUUAUAAGAGCCCCUCUCCAUCACCACCGUCAUCUCGUAAAAUCUCCUCACCCAGCAGGCCUUUCUCCCAGAGAGCUGACCUCAACUCGUCACUGUCCUCAGCGCCAGAUCACAGUGAGAUUAGGUCCCUUGAGGAGCUUUUCCCCAUUGCCUCUGAUCAUGAUGACACGCAGAGUGAGAGAAGUGUGCUAUCUGAUGAUUUCAAGUUAAAUGUGAUGACGCUGGACGAUUUGGCUCCUGAUACCCUUAAUAUAGCUGGAUUAUCAAAAGAAAAGUCUGCUGCGAGUCCCCGGGAGCUCAGUGUGUUCUCAGCCGGAGAGAUCCUGCACAAGCCUGUGGAUGAACCAGCGUGGUACGAGAGUGACUUCGAGAGUGAGAUCCAGACCGAAAUGGCUCAGAGUGUGGACGACAUCUCCGAGCAUCUCUCUGGUGGAAGUGAACAUUCCUUUGUAGCUUCUGAGCCUCAGUCUCUCUCAGCUAAAUCAAACGGCGAUGAUGAUGAUUACAUGCUCUCAGGAAAGCCUUCCAAGUCCGAGAGUGUCCAUUACAGUAGAUCUGAGUCCAGUUUAAGCCACGGCAGAUGCUCUGACACCCCGUCCUACUCCAGUGACGCCACGCAUACUCACACCAAUCCACAGAGUCCCGGUGUGAGACGACCCAAGAAGGAUGCCACAGUGCAGACGCAAGCAGAGGGACUCGCUUAUAUGUGGUCUUCUGGUCAGUCUGUACUGGACCCAUCAGUAGGAAUGUCCUACACGGAUCCAACGCCUGUGGCGAGUCACAUGAUCAGCACUGAAGCUAUGGAAGCAUUAACGGCGUACAGUCCUGCUGUGUUUGCUCUGAACGACAUGCUGAGGCAGCAGCUCACACUGACCAGGAGCUUCAUCCAGUCCAGCAGGCAUUUACACCAAGCCAUGCUUGAGUCCCUGGGGCCCGCCGACUACAGAUACACCACGCUGGAGGACACGAAGGAGUUUAUCCGUUGUAACAGGCCUCCUAAGCUGACCUUGGAGGAUGCACUGGAGGAGGUGCUGCAGGAGAUGAGGGACUAUCACUAUAUUUGAAGUGCACAUUUACAGAAUUGUAGAUGGAACAAGCUGCACAAGGAGAAGCU
This is a messenger RNA of Ictalurus furcatus (blue catfish), 2835 nucleotides long. It is a transcript of the gene c10h19orf44, whose product is annotated as chromosome 10 C19orf44 homolog. The record is from RefSeq and is a predicted model, not a curated record. NCBI's taxonomy places the organism in Eukaryota, Metazoa, Chordata, Actinopteri, Siluriformes, Ictaluridae. The coding region runs from base 908 to 2785 and encodes 625 amino acids. The transcript is spliced from 8 exons.